CCGCUGAGAAGCGUUGUAGCCGCACGUACUUUUCAUUCAAGUAGUAUUUGAAUAAGGAAGAUGGCGGCCGCAGCAGUGGUUGAAUUCCAGAGAGCUCAGUCUCUCAUUAGCACGGAUCGGAACGCGUCUAUCGACAUACUUCAUUCAAUCGUGAGACGAGAUGUUCAGGAGAACGAUGAGGAGGCUGUCAAGGUUAAAGAACAAAGCAUCCUGGAGCUGGGGACACUCCUGGCAAAGACGGGGCAGGCCGCGGAACUUGGGGGCCUGUUGAAAUUUGUGAGACCGUUCCUGAUAUCCAUCAGCAAAGCCAAGGCGGCUCGACUCGUCCGCUCUCUGCUGGACCUUUUCCUGGACAUGGAGGCCGCGACUGGGCAGGAGGUAGAGCUGUGUCUGGAAUGCAUCGAGUGGGCAAAGACUGAGAAGAGGACCUUCUUACGACAGGCUCUGGAGGCUCGGCUGAUCUCACUCUAUUUUGAUACCAAACGAUACCAGGAGGCCUUGGCUCUCGGCUCCCAACUGCUGCAAGAGCUGAAGAAGAUGGACGACAAGGCGCUCCUUGUGGAGGUUCAGCUGCUCGAAAGCAAGACGUACCACGCUCUCAGCAACCUGCCCAAGGCCCGUGCUGCCCUCACCUCAGCCAGGACCACGGCCAACGCCAUUUACUGUCCCCCAAAGCUCCAGGCAACGCUGGACAUGCAGUCAGGGAUCAUCCAUGCAGCGGAGGAGAAGGACUGGAAGACGGCCUACUCCUACUUCUUCGAGGCCUUCGAAGGUUACGACUCCAUCGACAGUCCCAGAGCCAUUACAGCACUGAAAUACAUGCUCCUGUGCAAAAUUGUGCUCAACUUACCAGAGGAGGUACAAGCUCUGGUCAGCGGCAAACUGGGCCUCCGAUACGCCGGGCGUCAGACAGAUGCACUGAAAUGUAUUGCACUGGCCAGCAAGAACAGAUCAUUAGCAGAUUUCGAAAAGGCGCUGACAGAGUACAAAGCAGAACUAAGGGACGAUCCGAUCAUUAACACUCAUCUGGCCAAACUCUACGACAGUCUGCUGGAACAAAACCUCAUUCGAGUCAUUGAGCCUUUUUCUAGAGUACAGAUAGCACACAUAUCAGAUCUAAUCAAAUUAUCAAAAGGUGAUGUUGAGAGGAAGUUAUCACAGAUGAUUCUGGACAAAAAGUUUCACGGAAUCCUUGACCAAGGUGAAGGCGUCUUAAUCAUAUUUGAGGAGCCUCCGGUGGACAAAACAUACGAAGCAGCCUUGGAAACAAUUCAGAACAUGAGCAAAGUUGUGGACUCGCUUUACAACAAAGCUAAGAAGCUGACAUAGAGCAGACUCCCCGCUGACCGUGAGAUGGAGGAACUGUGUGUGUGUUUUUGACCAGCAUGUGUAAGAUUUAGUUGUUUUUUUUUUAAAGGGGACAACCGAGUGAGAGAAACAAACAGGAUUCCCACAUCAAACGGACAGUUUCAUCACUUUUUGUUUUUUUUUUUCCUCUCUGAUUUUGACAUCUCUUCUGGAUUCUGUAUAACAGUCAACGGCCGGCUCAGGCCAUCAGGGAAUAUUUUACAACUGCAUUAAAAAAGAGAGAAUAGUAGGUUUAGGAACACAUAUGUUUAUAUCUGCUGUAAGGCUGGUCCUGCCAAGCCUUCAGCUGACUCCACUGCAACCUCGCAGGUGCAACAUUGACCUCUGUGGCCUUUUGCUCUGCAACCUGCUGAGCAAGGCCUCUGUUUUAAUGAUUUUUUCUUCAUAUCCUUCAAAAGCAAACUGGGACAUUGGUCAUUCGUUCAGGACACUGAUGCCAACAGUGGACUCCCCUCUGUAUUUCAGCUUUGUAUGAUUUGGUUCUAGUUUUAGUGUUUUUGCUGAAGGAAUAUCACAUUGUUGCCACAUAUUUUCACCCCAUCCAGCUCUUAUAAGUUUUCAGAACAUACAGUAUGUCAUUUCACCAAUGGUGCCAUCUUUUUUUGGCGCUUCGGUUUGCCUCACGUUUGGGUGCAAAAUGAAAUCGCAGGGUAGAAGUGGAGGUGUUUCCAUCGACUCCGAAAGUUCAAGUUUUCCCAAGUGAACACUUCUCCAUCGUUAGUUCUUAGCACUAGCACAGUCUGCUAGUAACCAAACAAUUUGUAUGAGUUUGAAUUGGUUCUUUUUUCCUUUUUUGUUGUUCUCUCUCUUAUAAAGACAUUUUCAAAAAUAAAUAUUUUGUAUUUUA
This is a messenger RNA of Girardinichthys multiradiatus, 2215 nucleotides long. It is a transcript of the gene psmd11b, whose product is annotated as proteasome 26S subunit, non-ATPase 11b. The transcript is spliced from 13 exons. The record is from RefSeq and is a predicted model, not a curated record. Lineage: Eukaryota; Metazoa; Chordata; Actinopteri; Cyprinodontiformes; Goodeidae. Gene Ontology annotation, cellular component: proteasome regulatory particle, lid subcomplex. Gene Ontology annotation, molecular function: protein binding; structural molecule activity. Gene Ontology annotation, biological process: ubiquitin-dependent protein catabolic process. The coding region runs from base 61 to 1329 and encodes 422 amino acids.